Molecule: messenger RNA, 891 nt
Organism: Copidosoma floridanum
Lineage: Eukaryota; Metazoa; Arthropoda; Insecta; Hymenoptera; Encyrtidae
Product: venom peptide isomerase heavy chain-like
Source: RefSeq, a predicted model, not a curated record
AUGGCGUGGAACUAUCUAUUUUUUGUUUUAUCAACGUUUUUCGUCAUUCUUAUUGCCAACGCUCAUGGUUUGGACUCGGAAAAUAUUAUUGGGGGUACGCCAGCAGAUAUAAAUAGCAACAAUUUUAUGGUUUCUAUACAUACUAAAUCAUACCAAAUUUGUGGUGGCGCUCUCAUUGACGCUGAUGUGGUUUUAACUGCAGCUCAUUGCUUUGACACAAAUGGAACAAGAUAUAUUCCUUUUGAAUACCGAAACAACACGUUCUUUGUUGUCGCUGGGACAAAAGACGCGGCAGAUUUCACUCACAGAAUACGUGUGGACAAAAUUUAUUUACACGCUCAGUACAGCAAAAAUCGUAGUAUUUUCAAUGACAUUGCUAUCUUAAAGCUUAAAGAAAAAUUCGAUGUGGUAAAUUAUUCGAAUAUUGGGGUAGCGCGCUUGCCAAAAAUUGAUGAAGAUUAUGAAGGAAAAGUAGGAAGGGUAUUAGGUUUUGGUGCAGAUGCCGUUAGAUACUCGAAGUCUAAAAAAAUCUGGAAACCGUCAAGAUAUCUUGAAACAUUGCAACAAGCAACUGUACAAAUCGUGGAUCCGAAAAAGUGUAAGGUUCACAAGUAUCAAGAUUUUUUAUGUGGAAUGACUAUACCGCUCGAAGGUCAAGGCGUUGCAUGCGCUGUGGGCGUUUGCAAAGGUGAUAGUGGUGGUCCUCUUAUGCUGAAUGACACAGUUAUUGGAAUUGUGAGUACAUCACAGUUAAACUACGAUAAUAGAUUUGAACCGGCAACAUACAUCAAAGUUUCAAAGUAUUUAAACUUUAUUGAAAAUGCGAUACGUGGCUAUGAAAGUAUCGACACAGUGGUUAUACCUGUAAAGAGUAGGAAACGCAAAAUUUAA